Messenger RNA from Lactuca virosa, 658 nucleotides. The record is from the annotation of a GenBank genome assembly. Lineage: Eukaryota; Viridiplantae; Streptophyta; Magnoliopsida; Asterales; Asteraceae.
UGUAUACUCUCGGACGAAACAUUCCCCAUUCGACGAACAGAAAAGAAAAACCCCAUUGAAGGCGACCACAUGAACACAACUCCCGUUCGUCAGCGGCCCUCUUCUCCGUCGACGUUGCCGUCGCCGCCCAACUCGCCUUCUUCUCCGACGCAUCUGCCCUCUUAUCUCUUGGCCUCUUUGCUCGAUUCUUCCCCAAAAAGUUUGCUUUGCAGGCUCGAUUUGCAGGUGAAGCAAGUAGACCACCAUUGUAGCUCUCCAAGAUCGAUUUGCAGUUUUGGAUUUUCAAUUUUCGAUAAUUGAAAUUUUGGGCUUAAUGGUGGCUGAUUUGGAGUUGGGGAUGAAUUUUGAGGUUAUGAUUUGAACAGUUAAUGGACCAUGUAUUGCAUUGAACAAUAUGAUUCAAAACUCAAAUUGAAGAACAUUUGUCGCCCUUUAUCGAUUCAGCUUACUCGGUAAUUUGCCAAGCAAUCCACCAUAUAAUUCUCAAAUUUAUGUAUGUAAGCAUUUAAAUAAACAUUUGUAGUUGACACUUUUAAUGUGUAUUAUUAGACACAUUUAAUGUAUUAUUAGACAAUGUUAAUUAGUAAUAUGUAUUUGUAUUUGAUACUUUUUUAGGUUUAUUAGGUUUAUUGUAAUGUUAUUUGUUUUGUGGUUGAAU